Messenger RNA from Caretta caretta (loggerhead turtle), 3599 nucleotides. RefSeq names its product protein phosphatase 1 regulatory subunit 3C (gene PPP1R3C). Gene Ontology annotation, molecular function: protein phosphatase 1 binding; glycogen binding. Gene Ontology annotation, cellular component: protein phosphatase type 1 complex. NCBI's taxonomy places the organism in Eukaryota, Metazoa, Chordata, Testudines, Cheloniidae. Gene Ontology annotation, biological process: regulation of glycogen biosynthetic process. The record is from RefSeq and is a predicted model, not a curated record.
AGCAGCUAGUGCAGAGGGGAGGAAAGAAAGGGAGGAGAUUGUGCAAAGGUUUAAUCAAGCCAGAAGCAUCUCAUUAACCUUUACCGCUUCUUCUCCAUGCUGUUCUCUUCUGGCUUAGUUUGCUCUAUUUAAUGCAUUGUACCAGAAUGAUACAGAUCUUGGACCCAAGGCCUUUGCCCAGCUCCAUGAUGCCUGUUGAUGUGGCCAUGAGAAUUUGCUUAGCCCAUUCGCCACCUCUGAAGAGAAUUCUCAGCCCUCUUGAUGACUAUCAAAGAAGAAACUUUGUUAACAGAUUCAAGCCUCUCAGACCAUGUCUCAACGUGAAACGUGAUUCUGAGUGUCGAAAUAAUGAAUGGAACCACUCCCCAAGCCGAGCCAAGAAGCGAGUUGUGUUUGCGGAUUCAAAGGGGCUAUCUCUGACUGCAAUCCAUGUUUUCUCUGAAAUCCAGGAGCAUCCAGUGUGGGAUCUUCAGUUUGACUUGUUAGACCUUCAAGAUAUAACUGCUGGUUUAAAACUACAUGAAGAGAAAAAUUUGAUUUUGGGUUUCUCUCAGCCUUCAGCUGAUUACUUAGAUUUCCGGAAUCGCUUGCAGAAGAACUUUAUCUGUCUUGAGAAUUGCACCCUCCAAGAAAGGGCUGUGGCAGGGACUGUGAAAGUGAAAAACAUGAGCUAUGAGAAGAAGGUUCAGGUUCGAAUUACGUUUGAUACGUGGAAAACCUACACUGAUGUUGACUGUAUAUAUAUGAACAAUGUGUAUGGCGACUCUGACAGUGACACUUUCUCAUUUGCCAUUGAGCUGCCUCCAGCCAUUCCCACUCAAAAGAAGAUUGAGUUCUGCAUUUCUUACCAAAGCGGUGAGCACAUCUUCUGGGACAAUAAUGAGGGUCAGAACUACAAGAUUGUCCAUGCAGAAUGGAAACCUGAUGGCGUCCAAGCACCAGCAUCUACUCAGAGAGACUGCACAGUUCAUAAGAUUCCAAGGAAGACACAUGAAACAGAGUAUGAGCAGCUUGGCAGUCCGAGGCUGUCAAAUGGCUUCUUUCCUGAGUGGCAAAGCUGGGGUAGGAUUGAAAACUCAGCCCCAUAUUGGUGAAUGAACUACUUGCCCAUGAGCAUUCCUGCUUUCAAUAACUAAACAGUGUUAGUCUUCAGCCUCUGCUUCAUGUACAGUACACCAAAACCUGCUAGAAAGUUUUGCUGACUCUUCUUACAAAUCCAAAUUUACUAGCACUUUGGGACUUGUUGAGUUAAAGCAAUUGACCAUCUGAGAACUUCUAAACUUCUCAGCCACAUCUUACCCUUGGAGAAAAAGGGGUCCAUUUCAAAAUGGAAAAACAAGUCCCUCAGUCGGUUACCUACUGUAGAAAUAGCAUGUCUGUGUUAAGUAUACAUGACUUUCUUUGCUAUUCACUAGCCUUAAUCAUGGGUUAAGAGACACUUGUGAGGAAGUACAAUUGUGUGGUGGAGUUUUGGGAAGCUGUGAUAAUUGUGUGGGGGGGACGUUAAGUGAACAGAGCCACAAUUCAUUUUGUGCAUGGCACAGUAUGUAGUAGAGAUGGGAUAUUGCUGCUGAGACAGAGGUUUGUCUUAACCCUCUACAUCCUCAUGGAAACAAAAUGCAAGGUUAUGAUUCUGUGGUAUGAAUAAGGAGUAUCUUUUUGGGUGGAUAACAGAAAAGUGAGAGAAGGGGAAGAGGUAAGAUGCACUGUAUAUUUUAGGAAAGCGCAAAAACUUUUGGAAGCUGGUCUUCCAAAAAUCACAUGGGAAAUUUUUAAGGGGUAACAAUGAAUUAAUCAAUAAAGAAAGUGCAAUUAGCUUAAACUGCAGCCUUUUUGUUCUAACUACUUCAUAUGUGAAAAUAAGUGACAGAGUAAUGAUAGAUGGGAGGGGUGAACUCUGUAAAUAUGCUUAUGUAUAUUUAAUCUUGUGGGAGGUGCCUAUCUUGUACCAUAAGCUCAAAGUUCUGCCUUCACUUAUACCCAUGCAACCCCACUGACUUCACAGGCAGAAUUUGGCUCUGUGUACAUUUAAGAAGCCAUGUGCCUUUUAAAAAUCCCUAAGAUGCCAAAAAUCCUAUCUUGGAAAAAAUUAUUUAGAAGACAGAUCAUGUAACUUAUAAAAUGCCCUAAUUUAUAGGUGAGGAGUUAAAUGUGUUGGCUCAUCUGCUGAUCUGAUCUUUCUUAUGAAUGUUUGUCUUGGCUCUUAUGGUAUCUUGUUCCCUAUUGCAGUCAGUAACACUUCCCCUCAAAAAUAGUUUUCCAAAGCAGUAAAGUAAACUUAGGCAACUGAGGUCCUUCAUAUUGAAGGUGCUGAGAUAACUGCACUUUUUGAAAGCUAAUCUGUUAAAAAGAGCAGGGUUGCCACUGGUUUUCUCUAGAAAGAAUACUUGUCAUAGUUAAAUAUCUUGCACAUAAAUAGGAGCAGUUUUCUAUGCUUCGUCUCAGACCUCAGUCAUUUUCUGUGAAGUCAAAAUGUUUGGUACUUUUUUUUUAUUUUACGUAUUUCAGCAAACCCAGUGUAUUUUUGCACUUUGUGCUUCACAUCCUGAGCUAUCAAAGUGUAAAGAUAAUCUUUUUCCUGUGAGAAUGAAGUGGGAGAUACUAAGAAUGUAUGGGAUGUAGCAACUCUAAAUAUAUACAAUACACACACCUGUGUUCACUUGUCUGGUAUACUGAGCUGAUGUUGACAUGAAAAUGCAAAUCAUAUUACUCACUCAGAUACUGAGGAUUGGAGCAUUUUUGUAAUAAAAAGGUAAACGUUUAAGGUGAAAUUAGCCUCUUCCAUUCCCACCCAAAUAUUUUUCUACUGUAACUAUCACUGUACUGUGUAAACUGGUCCAUUUUAAGAAUAAAACAUAUUUUGAUAUAUCAAACUGUUUUCCUGAGGGAUUUCAAAAACAAAAACAAAACCCUCCUUCACCACCCAUUGUCCUGCUUUAUGUGAUUAAGAGGGCAAUUGAGAGUGAAUGGUAGGAAGACCUGGAUCAGCAUUAUGGUCUGCAAGGGAGCACUGCUAGAGUUGGUCAAAAAUUAACAUUUAUCCCAUGGAAAACUUCAAUUUUCAACCUGAAUUUAAACGAAAAAGUUAAUUGUGAAUGAAAGGCCUAAAAUAUUUCAGUAAUAUUCUUUGGGUCAAAGUGUCAAAACAACAUUAGACAUUCCCAAAUUGAAACGUGUGACUGGGAUAUUUUUGAACCAAAUCGGAACAUAAGUUUGUCAAACUGUCUGCCUGAACUGCUGUCAUGUAGUGUAGACAUACCCUUAGAGACAAAAUUAGGUCGAUUUUAUAGAAGUCAAUUUUUAGAAACCGAUUUUAUACAGUUGAUUGCGUACGUCCGCAUUAAGUCAGCAGAGUGCGUCCUCACUACCGUGGCUAGGAUCGACUUACAGAGCGGUGCACUGUGGGUAGGUAUCCCACAGUUCCCACAGUCUCUGCUGCCCAUUGGAAUUCUGGGUUAAGCUCUCAAUGCCUGAUGGGGCAAAAACAUUGUCGCAGGUGGUUUUAGGUACAUGUUGUCAGGCCCCCCUCCCUCUGUGAAAGCAAUGGCAGACAAUCGUUUCAUGCCUUUUUUUUUUCUUGGGUUACCCGUGCAGACGCC